Messenger RNA from Rhineura floridana, 1414 nucleotides. It is a transcript of the gene COQ5, whose product is annotated as coenzyme Q5, methyltransferase. The record is from RefSeq and is a predicted model, not a curated record. Bases 92 to 1045 code for a protein of 317 amino acids. The transcript has 7 exons. Gene Ontology annotation, biological process: ubiquinone biosynthetic process. Gene Ontology annotation, molecular function: methyltransferase activity. Lineage: Eukaryota; Metazoa; Chordata; Lepidosauria; Squamata; Rhineuridae.
CAUGAUUCGUAAGCCUCCCUCCCAGAGUGGGCGGAGCUGCAGCCAGCGGGGCGCGGCGAGGUGACGCAGUGCCCUUGCGACGCCGAGCAAGAUGGCGGCCUCCAUGGCUGCUGGUUCCUGCCGGGCCUGGGGCGGGUGCCGGGGGCAAAGGAUGCUGCGCCUUCUGCGGGGCCUGUGCAGCGGGGCUCGGCACCCGUCGGCCGACGGAGAGACGCACUUCGGGUUCCAGACCGUGUCGGAGACGGAGAAAGGACAGAAGGUUCACCAAGUUUUUGAAAAUGUGGCGAAGAAGUAUGAUCUCAUGAAUGAUUCGAUGAGUCUUGGAAUCCAUCGUGUUUGGAAGGACAUCCUGCUGCAUCAAAUGAACCCUUAUCCCGGAACCCAGUUGCUUGAUGUUGCUGGAGGGACAGGAGACAUCGCCUUUCGGUUUAUCAAUUAUGUUCGUUCCCAGCGGGAGCAUCAGGUCCGGCAGAAGCUGAGAUCCCACCAGAAUUUAUCUUGGCAGGAGAUUACCCAGCUUUACCAUGAAGAGGAGCAUCAGUCGCUGGGGGGAUCCCACGUGGUGGUCUGUGACAUUAAUAGGGAGAUGCUGAAGGUGGGGAAGCAGAAAUCACAACGCCUUGGCUAUGCUGAAGGAUUGUCCUGGGUGCUUGGGGAUGCUGAAGAGCUGCCCUUCAGCGACGACAGUUUUGACAUCUACACAAUUGCCUUUGGUAUCCGGAAUGUCACUCACGUUGACCAGGCACUUCAGGAGGCCUAUCGAAUCUUGAAACCAGGAGGAAGAUUUCUCUGUCUGGAAUUUAGUCAUGUCAAUAACCCCUUUAUUUCCAGCCUGUACGAUCUGUAUAGCUUCCAGGUUAUCCCUGUACUGGGUGAGGUUAUUGCUGGUGACUGGAAAUCCUACCAGUAUCUUGUAGAAAGCAUAAGGCGCUUUCCUGCUCAGGAGGAAUUCAAGGAGAUGAUUGAAGAUGCUGGCUUUCUGAAGGUGGAGUAUCAGAACCUGGGCUCAGGCAUUGUGGCUAUUCACUCUGGCUUCAAGUUAUGACUGACAUCUUAUGUAGGUCUUUUUUGAAACAUUGCAAAGGUGGACAGAACCUUUUGAUGGCAAAAUUUAAACAGUUGGGCCUUCCAGCACUCAGUGCCAUGUCAUUGAGACUUAUAAAAUGAAUUAAUCUCUCACAGAAAUCUGUAUUUCAGGUCUCAAAAGUCAGCUGUUGUAUUCUGGAAGUCAUUUCAAUCAUGUUGGCCAUCUUUGGUGUAGCAGCAUGUGGUAAAAGAGAAGGCACAAACUAUUUUAAAAAAUUAAAGGCCUAUUUAUUGGUGCUUAAGUGACUUGGACCCAAUCUUGUCAUCAGCAGGUGGCAGCUGGUGAGAUUUCUUGUAUUUAUUAAAAAAUAGCGUAUAGAUUUUCAAA